This is a messenger RNA of Paramecium primaurelia, 737 nucleotides long. The record is from the annotation of a GenBank genome assembly. Lineage: Eukaryota; Ciliophora; Oligohymenophorea; Peniculida; Parameciidae.
AUGUCUGAAGAAUAAAAUAAAACUCCUAGAGAUCUCAAAAUAGAUGAUACCAGUUUUACUAACAGAAAAGACACAACAGCAGAUAUCAGAUACUCUUAAAAAAGUUUCAUUCAUCCAUAAUAAAUAUAUGUAGAUAUUAAUAUUAUUAUUAUUAGUAAGUUUAACAAUGUAAUCAUCCUGUUUAACCUAUAUUUAUCUAAGUAAUUACAAGAGAAGAAAUUGAAACUCCAUUUAUAAAUGAAAUCGAAAUGUUAAAAAAUAAAAUUAUCAAAAUCCAAUAAGAAAAUGAUAAAUUAUAUGAAAAAAUUCAUUAAUUAACAGAAUAAUUAUAAGAUAGAUAAAACUUCAUUGACACCUAUAAAUAAAAAUUUAUAGAUCUUUAAAAUUCUAAAGAUAUAUUACUAUCAGAGUUAGAAAAAUUGAAUUCAUAAAAAUACCCAAUUAUUAAUUACACUACACCAGUUCAACCAAAAUAUAUGUUUCAAUAAAAUUAGCUAAGCGAUAGGACUAAUAAUAAUUUAAAUUUGGAAAUUGAAAUCGAUAAACUAAGAAUUGCUUUGAGUAAUAAGGAAGAAGAGAUAAGAAGGCUUUAAGAAAAAUAUUAAUAAUUAGAGAAUUAGGGUUUAGCUGUAUUGGAGGAGAAAAUAAGAACAUUAAUAAAUGAAAAAGAAUUUUGGAAAUAAAAAUUUGAAGAAACUUAAAAAGUUCGUUAAUAUAGUAAUUUCAAAUUUGCUUGA